This is a messenger RNA of Pseudomyrmex gracilis, 2954 nucleotides long. It is a transcript of the gene Acsl, whose product is annotated as long-chain-fatty-acid--CoA ligase 4. NCBI's taxonomy places the organism in Eukaryota, Metazoa, Arthropoda, Insecta, Hymenoptera, Formicidae. Gene Ontology annotation, molecular function: palmitoyl-CoA ligase activity. Gene Ontology annotation, biological process: long-chain fatty acid metabolic process; neuron differentiation; long-chain fatty-acyl-CoA metabolic process. The transcript has 9 exons. Gene Ontology annotation, cellular component: plasma membrane; lipid droplet; endoplasmic reticulum. The record is from RefSeq and is a predicted model, not a curated record. Bases 485 to 2632 code for a protein of 715 amino acids.
UUCGAAGUAGCGGCGCGAUACAGUCCGAGUUCAGUCGUGCGUCGACCGUCUCAAGGAGCUUGUCGCGAACAAUCUCACAAUCUCCUCUUUUCCCGAUUGUUUUCACGCACGAAUAUAUGUACGUUUUUGUUUCUUUUCGCAACGCUUUACAACAUAACACGCGUCGAUAAUUCGCGCGGGUGUUGAACGCAGAGACCAGGCCCAGUCCGGUGAUAUACACGCACCCACAUCAUUGUUGACCCUUGAAUCACACGCGCGUGGUAAUUUCCUCUCCCGCGACCGCAGUGGGAAAAGCAACGGCAGCAGAGAAUCUCGGCUGGAAGUGACACGACGAUCUCGCGGCAAGGCAGGAAAGCGGGGGGAAAAAAUCUAUUCGUCGUGUGAUCGACUCGCAAGUGUCGAUUAAUCUGCGUGACAGAGGCAGCUCCCUAGACGGCAAAAAAAGUGCCGAUUUACGAAGGGUGAAUCCAAUAGUGUCGCCACCAUGAUCGUGGACGAUAAACAGGAAAUGGAAGGGUUCUGGGUCAGCGGCGCGAUCCACGCGAUCAAGGCUUUAUCGUAUGUGUACGACCUGCUGACGUUUCCCAUAUACCUCAUACUCCAGCGACCUUGGGAAAAGCGCAAGGCGUCCAGGAGGAUCAAGGCGCGUCCAAUCUCGAAGGAUGAAAACCAAAUCACUUAUCGAAGCGUCGAUUCCCCGGGAUCGAUGCACAUCAUGCUCGAGCGCGAGAAGAUCGACACUCUGGAAAAGGUGCUUCUUUGGGUCGUUGAGAAACACGGCAACAAAAGAUGUCUCGGUACCAGGCAGAUUUUAGCGGAGGAAGAUGAACCUCAGGCCAACGGCAGAGUCUUCAAAAAGUAUAAAAUGGGAGAAUACAAGUGGAAGUCGUUCACGGACGUCGACAAGCUGGCCACCACGUUCGGCCGCGGUUUGGCGGAGUUGGGUAUGAAACCGCGCAAAAACAUCGUGAUCUUCGCCGAGACGAGAGCGGAAUGGAUGAUAGCGGCACACGCGUGUUUCAAGCAGAAUUUCACGAUAGUGACGAUCUAUGCAACGUUGGGCGACGAAGCUAUCGCCCACGGCAUCAACGAGACCGAAGUGGACACAGUCAUUACCAGUCACGAUCUUUUGCCCAAGUUCAAGCGGUUACUGACAAUGGUACCAAACGUCAAAACAAUUAUUUAUAUGGAGGAUCAGCUGAAGGCAACUGAUACCACAGGCUACAAGGACGGAGUGCAACUGAUACCGUUCUGUGACGUCACCAAAAUCGGUUUGUCGUCGAAAAUGGGCGACGUUUCGCCGAAGGGCGACGACAUCGCCAUAAUCAUGUACACGUCGGGGUCGACGGGAGUGCCGAAAGGCGUGCUUCUUUCUCACAAAAAUAUCAUCAGCACAUUGAAAGCGUUUUGCGACGCGGUAGAAAUAAAACCGGACGACGUUUUCCUUGGUUUCUUGCCGCUGGCCCACGUCUUCGAGCUCUUGGCGGAGUGCAUGUGUCUUCUCAACGGAGUUCCCAUCGGCUACAGCUCGCCGCUUACACUGAUCGACUCCAGCAGUAAAAUUCAGCGUGGUUCCAAGGGCGAUGCGUCCGUUCUUCAUCCUACUUGCUUAACUGCGGUACCGCUUAUUCUCGAUCGUAUCUCCAAAGGAAUAAACGAAAAGGUGAAGAAGUCCGGUCCGUUCAGACAAGCUAUCUUUAACUUCGCGUAUCAAUACAAACUGAAAUGGAUGAAGCGAGGCUACGAGACACCUCUCUUUGACAAGUACAUCUUCGGAGCUGCCAAGCAGGUGUUAGGUGGUCGGGUCAGACUUGUUCUCUCUGGAGGUGCUCCACUCAGUCCGGAUACUCACAAUCAAGUGAAACUCUGCCUCUGUGUUACCGUGACUCAAGGAUACGGUCUCACGGAAACAACUUCUUGCGCAACCGUUAUGGAUGAACACGACAGAACGACUGGAAGAGUCGGAGCGCCCACCACAGUUUGCGACAUUCGAUUAGAAAAUUGGGAGGAGGCUGGUUAUCGAGUAACGGAUCAUCCACAUCCCAGAGGAGAGAUCGUGAUCGGUGGCGACAUUGUUUCCGCGGGUUAUUACAAACUUGCGGAGAAAACGAAGGAAGAUUUCUUCCAGGAGGACGGCAGGCAAUGGUUCCGAACGGGCGACAUUGGCGAGAUUCAUCCCGAUGGUUCUAUUAAGAUUAUCGAUCGAAAGAAGGAUUUGGUCAAAUUGCAACUCGGAGAGUACGUUUCUUUGGGUAAGGUCGAAUCCGAGCUGAAAACUUGUCCAGUUGUGGAAAAUAUCUGUGUCUAUGGCGAUGCAAACAAAGCGUAUACGGUGGCACUGGUUGUACCUAAUAAUCAUUACUUGGACGAAAUCGCCAGCAAUUUAGGUAUAACCGGAAAGAGUUUUGAGGAACUUUGCAGUAAUCCGAAGAUCGAGAAAGCCGUGCUCCAAGAACUCGUUGAGCAAGCGAAGAAAUGUAAGCUCCAAAGGUUUGAAAUACCCGGUGCGGUGAAGCUGUGCGCGGAACAAUGGUCGCCCGACAUGGGCCUGGUGACCGCGGCAUUUAAACUCAAGAGGAAAGCGGUCCAGGAACGUUAUCAGCACGAAAUUAACAGGAUGUACGCCUCGUGAUGUUCCGCCAUAGGUUGUACCAAGUGCUGCGCGUAACGAGAGGGAGGGGGAAAUCGAAACCGGGCAUAAAGAAAUCGCCUCUCCAACAGACGGUACCUCAAAUAAUCUCCAGUUAAAAACACAAACAUUAUCAUAAACUCACGCCGAUUACAAAGGCGCGCAUAAACCAGGCUCGUGGCAAUCGCGUUUGUGCAAUUAUUAGGAACAAUCUUUAUUCGCCGUUGUUUCGGCAGAGACCAGGUUGUCGUCGGAACUCGGGACGACGGCGCCAAGAAAAAAAUUCGUUCGGAAAUUUGUCCGGAAAAAAAAAACAAAAAAAAAA